Henningerozyma blattae CBS 6284 is the source of this 558-nucleotide messenger RNA. RefSeq names its product chaperone EMC4 (gene EMC4). Lineage: Eukaryota; Fungi; Ascomycota; Saccharomycetes; Saccharomycetales; Saccharomycetaceae. Bases 1 to 558 code for a protein of 185 amino acids. The record is from RefSeq and is a predicted model, not a curated record. Gene Ontology annotation, biological process: protein folding in endoplasmic reticulum. The transcript has a single exon. Gene Ontology annotation, cellular component: EMC complex.
AUGAUGACUUCCAAACCUCAACAAUGGGCUGUGGACCUUACAGAUGAAAAAUAUAUUUCACAAUUAAAAAUAAAUACAAGUACGAAUUUGCCUUCUCCUCCAGGCUUUAAAGAGAUUCCAAGAAAUAAUAGGAGUUUGAAAAGUGGACAAAAGGAUAAUAGUAAGGCUAGUGAGGAAGAUAUCUCUUCUUUAUUGGUAUCAAAAGCUUGGCAGAUUGCUCUUCAACCUGCAAAAAGUAUUCCAAUGAAUGCUAUUAUGUCCUAUAUGUCUGGUACAUCACUACAAAUAAUUCCAAUCAUGACUGCUCUAAUGCUUCUCUCAGGGCCUAUUAAAGCAAUUUUUGGUAUUAGAAAUGCAUUUAAACCAGUUUUAGGUGUUGACAAUAUUCAGAGUCAGGUAAUUGCACCAAUAGGGUUAUAUAUUCUAUUCCAAAUUGUUCUAAUGUUUAUUGGUAUCCACAAAUUAAACUCUAUGGGAUUAAUUCCUAAUACCAAGAGUGAUUGGUUAUUAUGGGAAGCUCCUGCGAAUUUCAGUAAGAUAACUGCAUAUGCAUUUUAA